AUGCAGACUGCUUCUAUGAACAUUUGUGAAAGACUGUGCAAUAAGUCCAUAUGUGAGAUUUCCUUGGUACUAAAUAUUCCAAGGUCAACUGUUAGUGGUAUUAUAACAAAGUGGAAGCAACUGGGAAAAACAGAAACUCAGCCACGAAGUGGUAGGCCACGUAAAAUGGCAGAGCGGGGUCAGCGCAUGCUGAAGCGCACAGUGCGCAGAAGUCGCCAACUGUUUGCAGAGUCAAUAGCUAAAGACCUACAAACUUCAAUUGGCCUUCAGAUUAGCACAACAGUGCGUAGAGAGUUUCAUAGAAUGGUUUUCCAUGGCUGAGCAGCUUCAUCCAAGCCCUACAUCACCAAGUGCAAUACUAAGGGUCAGAUGCAGUGGUGUAAAGCACACUGCCACUGGACUCUAG
Molecule: messenger RNA, 406 nt
Organism: Staurois parvus
Lineage: Eukaryota; Metazoa; Chordata; Amphibia; Anura; Ranidae
Source: the annotation of a GenBank genome assembly